Daldinia caldariorum is the source of this 1029-nucleotide messenger RNA. RefSeq lists its product as uncharacterized. The record is from RefSeq and is a predicted model, not a curated record. The coding region runs from base 1 to 1029 and encodes 342 amino acids. Gene Ontology annotation, molecular function: oxidoreductase activity. NCBI's taxonomy places the organism in Eukaryota, Fungi, Ascomycota, Sordariomycetes, Xylariales, Hypoxylaceae. The transcript has 3 exons.
AUGGUAGAAGAGGUAUUCGUCGAGUCAAGCUAUUCCGUGAUUCUAAGAAGGAUUGCAAAGUCUGCAAUUGAACAAGCUGAUAUCACACUUGAAGCCAAAAUCGUAUUAAUCGACACACUUCGCUAUAACACGUCCCGGAAGGUAACUCUAAGAACAGAGGUUGGGAAAGAAUACGAUUUUGACCAGGUAGUGAUCACGACACCGCUAGGAUGGCUUCAGAAGAACAUGGCUCGAGAGAGUCUUCGUCACGUUUCCCUCCGCGUUCUGGAUCUCGGGCGCGACGACGGCGGAUUCCUUCCCCGCGUACACGAACUGGCUCACGCCGUCGUACGCGCACGACAGCAACCCGCACGGCUGGCCCCAGGAGAUUUGAAAACUGGCCGCCCUCGCCGCGCCCAACAAGCACCCGACCAUCCUCUUCUACCUGUACGGCGACUACUCGCGGCACGUCUUCGGCGCGAUCCACGAGCAGCCGAGGGACAAGAAGUUCGCGUUCCUGCGGGACUUCCUCCGGCCCUACUACGCGCGGCUGCCGGGUCGUACUACAACACGGCGAGCGGGGCCUGCGCCCCGACGGCGAUCCUCGCCACCGAGUGGCUCAAAGACGACCUGUGCGGGAACGCGAGCUACUGCAACUUCCAGGUCGGCGUCGAGGAGGCGGACCAGGAUAUAUCCUCGCCAUUCGCGACGGCUGCGUGGGGCGCGGACUGUGGUUCUGCGGCGAACACGCGGCGCCGCUCGAAGAGUCGGGCACUGUCGCUGGCGCGUAUCUCUCGGGGGAAUCGGUCGGCGAGAGGAUUGUGGAACUAUACAGAGCCUCCUCGCGAACCCCAUUGCUUCAAGUGCUCGUCCGAGAUAAUCUCAGCAGGCGGCCCACACGCGCUCGAACGACUUGCCGAUCUCGAGCGACUUGAGAUGUGUCGAAGACUUGGAUCGUUACCUCGACGCAUGCCGUCCUACAAUGACAAAGAGUCAGCAGAUAUUUGUUUUAGGAAGGCAUCUGGAUUAGUGUCUGGGAGCUGUAUGUAA